CCCAAAUUCUACAUCAAGUAAGGCUUAUACAAGGUUCAAAACGUGUCAAAUAGGGCUGCAUGGUCCAUAGACUCGGCUCAGGUGGACUCAGUGGCAAUCCGGGGACCAGAUUCUGGGGUAUCCGGGCUUAGAUCCUCGGGCCGGCAGUCACGGGUAGGCAGAGUUUGGGGAUAGCUUCAUCUGGAGGCCGGAUUCGGUAAUCUGGACGACUCUAUGGGGCAUGGGUAUGGUUGUACGGGGGACACAUGGCGUCAGGCCAAUGAUGGAAUGCAUGGCUCAACGGCUGAGAUCGAGUACGAAUCACGAACCACGGACUAUGGUGCCUGCUCCAUAGGGCUCCAGUACUCCAGUGCUUGUUCCAGUGCUUGCUCCAUUACUCUCCAUGGCAGACUGGAGGCCCUGCGGCCGUGAAAUCAGAACAGAGGGGAUUGCCAUUCACGGGAAGAAGGGAGG
Truncatella angustata is the source of this 453-nucleotide messenger RNA. RefSeq lists its product as uncharacterized. The record is from RefSeq and is a predicted model, not a curated record. The coding region runs from base 214 to 411 and encodes 65 amino acids. NCBI's taxonomy places the organism in Eukaryota, Fungi, Ascomycota, Sordariomycetes, Amphisphaeriales, Sporocadaceae. The transcript has a single exon.